Prunus persica (peach) is the source of this 1369-nucleotide messenger RNA. Its product is annotated as heavy metal-associated isoprenylated plant protein 3. Gene Ontology annotation, molecular function: metal ion binding. The transcript has 5 exons. Lineage: Eukaryota; Viridiplantae; Streptophyta; Magnoliopsida; Rosales; Rosaceae. The record is from RefSeq and is a predicted model, not a curated record. The coding region runs from base 285 to 1277 and encodes 330 amino acids.
AGAGCCCACCACAACCCAACCGAACGUACACCAAAAUUACAAGGAAGUUUCUCUCUCCCAUGUCCAAAAGGUUCAUCUACGCAAAUGCCUAAAUUCGCAUAUAAAAUCACACCCUCCAUCAUCACUAUAGAAGGCUUAAACCGGUUGAGGAAGUGAACCUACCUCCGGCGUCACACAACAGCAACUGACCCCGAAACUCACUCGGCUUUAAGUAUCCACUACCCUCACCACGUUUCCUACUCUCCACUCACAAAUUACGCAUACAUCCGCCGAAAAAACUCACAAUGGCCAAGAAGAAGAAUAACAAUGGCGUCAAGAACAAGAACAAGAACAACUACACCAACAACAACGACGGGGGUGAGAAGAAGGAGGACGGCUCCAUCGCCUCUAAGAUUGUCAAACGGGUCAAACCUUUUCAAGGCGCUGAGUCGGUGAAAUCUGAGGGCCAAGCGAACAAGCGUACGGUGGUCGGAAAAGUGGACCCCACAAAGCUGAGAGACGAGCUGGCCACCAAGACCAAGAAGAAGGUCGACCUCGUCUCUCCCCAGCCCAAAAAGGACAACAAAGUCAACAAAGACGACGCCAUCGACACCAAGAAAAAGCAGCCUGAGAAAACAGACAACGACGAAAAACCCAAAGAGGCUGCGUUGAACUUGAGAAACUUGAGAGUUUUGAACUUUAGAAACUUGAGAGUUUUGAAAUUGACGAACUUGACAGUUUUGGACUUGAGACUUUCGAACCCGACGAACUUGAGACUUUCGAACUCGACGAACUUGAGACUUUCGAACUUCACAAACUUGAGACUUUCGAACUUCACAAACUUGAGAACCUUGUACCUGUCAGGGCGUGAGAUUUUUUCAGAGAUCGGAGGAAACGACGGGAACGACGGAAACGACGGAAAUGAAGGAAACGACGGGAACGACGGCAACGACGGCAACGACGGCAACGACGGCAACGACGGCAAUGGCAGUGGCGGUGGAGAUGAGAAGAAAAAGGAGGAAGACGAGGGCAAUGGUGGUGGCAAAAUGAAGUAUCCAGCGGGUCAGUCCGGCUUUGGACAAAUUUCAUAUGGAACGGUAUAUCGUCAUGGAUAUGGUUAUCAAAAUGGGGCACUCAAAACGGGGGAAAAAAUGUUGCUACUGUGCUGUGAGGUAUUUGGCUUACUAAUUAUGUACAACCACUUGGCCAUUCACAUCUACACUACGAGCAUCCACAGUGGAGUUGUAUUUUCAGGAGCGCAAAGUCACUUUUACAUUCCCUAUCUCCAAGGGAUGUAAAUAAGUUUUUUGCUCAAAUAGAAAACGAUGUAAUCUAAAGAUGCAUAUUCGAUUUGUUUGUGAUAAUUCAUUGUUGUGUGUUUUUUUUUUUU